This is a messenger RNA of Penicillium brasilianum, 1287 nucleotides long. The record is from the annotation of a GenBank genome assembly. NCBI's taxonomy places the organism in Eukaryota, Fungi, Ascomycota, Eurotiomycetes, Eurotiales, Aspergillaceae.
UUGUAGAACAGAAACUCACGAGGCCUGUCACUCUUCUACACCCUAUUAUCGUUUAUCUAACUGGACCCGGUGUCUUUGUCUCCAAUUUGAAAUGUACCGCACGGCUAAAUGGGGUGUAUUGGCUCACUUUAGCCUGGGCCAAUUAUUUUAUUCAAAUGGCACUGUGCUUGAAUCACCGAAAAGAAAAGGCCACUUAUUUUCUCACCAGAGAUAUUACACUUGGCCGUCGAACCCCCAACCCACGCCAUACGAGGUCAUGGGAAUCCAGAAAUAUUCAAAGUACGCCAAAUCCAGAACGCCUAGCGCGAUAUCACCUCGUUGUCGAUGCACACGCAAUUCUCUCCAAUGACCAAAAACGAUCGGCGUAUGAUAUAUAUGGCCUUGGCUGGACUCUAUCGUCGAAAAACCGUGAUCUUUGCGGACGGAGCUGUUCAAACACGAGAUGUCAUGGAUGGAACAACGAUAGGACCAAUCAUAAAGCGGAGCAAAAAUUCUUUAAGCAUUUAUCUAGUAACAGAAAGUUUAUCUGUUUCAUUUUAGUGAUUGUGACAUUUGCACAGACAUGUGUGCUUUUGAGCUCCAUGGCCAAGUCGGAGCUACAGAUGAGGCGAACAGAUGAACAGUCCCGAGAGCUCAUGGUUCGCCACAGGGAGCGAGCUCUCAAUUUGAGGACGCUCGUUGCGCAGAUGGAAUGCCUCUUGUUAAAAAGAGACCCUUCUGGUGCUGGGCUUCUUCCGACCGAGGAGACAUUUUAUCGCGAAAUGCUUCCUCUCUGUAUGUACGACUCCUGAUUAAAUAAAAUGCUUCCGGGUUUAGUGUAAUGAGAUUUAAGUCCUGUCUCAAUAAUAGAAUCUCUGCUUCCCUCCACUUCUAGAGAGCUAGUGUCAAACAGCCAAAAAUUUCACUUCCACAACUUUGCAGCACCUUCGCCAGUGGAGGUCUACUUCGAUGGUGGUCCACAUUCGGACUCUCAAACAACUGGAUGAAAAACUCCGCUAAUAUCUACCUAGGCGCAUUUGAAUCCGAGAAAAUGCUGCGGUCGAAAGACUUGUCAAUCUCUGAGAGCUUUAAUUCCGGUAACUUAAAGCCUGCUGUUAUUGAUGCGCGAUACCCCCAGCUGCCCAUUCCCGAAAUCCAGAUUGAAGACACUCUAGGCAAUAAAUUAUCCAACCAGAUAUCCUGCACGAUCAUACCAGCUAUUAAAUAAGUGCUCCAGCUCAUCUGCUUACGCCAUUCGAUCUGUAAUUGUGACUCGCUAAUCGUCCCACAAGGAAAAGCAGAUCGAAC